CGACGACGACGAAGUCGUCGUCAUUGUUGGCGGCGGUGACUUGGCUUACGGCUGCCUCGGUUCCAGCAUCAACGGCUUCAGCUCUAUUGAGUAAGUGUAGCUGCAGAACGACUCACUCACUAACCCAGCCGUUUUGCCGCAGAUGAAGCGCUCGCGCACACAAUCAUGACACACAGCGGCACGGCCAGCUCGACCGAGAUCUGACAGCGUGUCUCUACUACAAUCCAACCGGUGGCCAGCGAUUCAGUCUCGGUCCCAGAACGGGGUUUCCUUUUUGUCGGGUUCAGACCCGGCCAGAUCCAGGCGAUCGUGUUGCCUACUAAAAGCAGCAGAUCAACCCGCAAGAUCCUUCCGUUGCAAGUGGUUACCACAACCACCGCUGCUGCUGUUGCUGUUGCUGCCGGGAAGAAGUUCCCUUCACCGAGCCGUCAUGCCCAUCGCCACCAACAGCGGGAACACCAAUAGCGACGUCAUGGAGCAGCUGCUACGACUGUGGUCCGCUGCGGCGGAUGCUUGACGCUGCUGCAGCCGAUGGAACUAGUGGUCGUUUGAGAGAACAGCGCAGUAGCAGGAAGAAACGGCAACAUCAGCGGCGGUAGCAAUGGCAGCUGCUGCUGAGAGUGUAACCGGCUGCACUGUUUCACUGAUUGACUGCGACUCGAGCCCUAUCCGUCGCAACAGAAAGUGAAGAAAGUGAGCCCGUUCCAGCGACCACUCGGCUUCUGACCGCGGAGCCCGGCGGAUGUCCGUCAGACACGUCCCACAAGUUCCUGUUUGCCACUGUGCUAUCGUGUACUGCCGCGGUUGCUAUAGCUACUAUGAGUAGUAUUAUACUAGUGCUGGUAUACCGCAUCAUAAACUUCGUACUGCAUUGCGCUGGUUUGCAUAGGAUACUAUAAAGGAUACGUAGAAAGGAAAACGGUGCCCUGUUGUUGUGUCCUACGUCGUGGUCAGCAUCGCUAGACUCUAUUGAGGAGCGCGCAAUAGGACAUAGAUCAACUACCGCUACAGGUCCAGUAGUUGUAGGCACUCGCAUAUUGUACGAUCACAGACGACUGCGAGUGUGGAGUUUCAGGCUUAAAGUCGCGUAUCACAGUUAUUGGAACUCUUUUAGCUGGGCACCUAGCCGCGCUGGAUGGUGACGAGUAUGGAGCGUGUCAGAUCGCCAACUAUUACAUCAGCAGUUAGCGUUAAUUUUCAGCUGGGUAGCCGUGAAUUAGUUGUUCCGGCCAUCUGACAGUAAAUUGCAACCCACACCUGAUUUACCUUUAUACAGAUUGCAUAGAUUUCUUAGAAUCGUAAUUGCUAAAUUCAGUUACCUGUGUGUUGAAAGUGCGGAAGUUAGGACGGUUACAAUAAGGACAACGAAUCGUGAACACAACAUACAAUCGCUGCUGUUUCGAGUGAAGCUGAUUGAAGUGUCUGUUCCGUCCCUGUGAAUGUGCUUGUGCGUGAACGGUGCUAUUUCCCUACGUAAAACUGACCUACUUCGAAUGGUGAACGAGAAGAUUUGAAUUGUGCCUCGUUUCUGCUACGACUUCUACCACGACAAUGACCACAACUGCGACGACAAAGUGAAUGCCAACGCUUGUCAAUGAGAUCGACUAAUGAAAUGAACUGAAUAGGUUGACUUAAGGAAACCGUGACUGGAUAUUAAUGUGCGCGCUCUCACCAUCUGGAUAAUCAAUAGUGUGAAAUCUGUCUCUCGUUACCACAGAGAACAACUCAAGAAGCGUUUUUACUUUUUCGUUAAUCGUCGCACUUCGCUUGACCAGCAGCGACACCUUUGUUUUAAUCUGGGUUUUUGUUCAUUAUUAUCUUCUACAGUCUGAGCAGGCGCAGGGUGCCUUACACUCAUUAAAGGUAACAACAAUUUCACUAGUGAUCGUUUAUGUUCAGAUACAUACGGUAUCGUACGAAGGAGAAGUCACGCGGGGUGAACAACGCUAUUUACGUCUGCAUUUCUCCAGCACCAACAGUCACCAGUCGGUGACCCUUUCAGUGACAGUAGCGAGUCCUGCCUCAUCUGUUACGUCGCCUGUCUUGUGUGAGUCUACUACAACAACGCGCGGUACCGCCUCAUUGCUCUUUCUCCCCACACUUCAGCUCCCUUAAUUGCCCACACUUCGGUCUAGCAGCCGACGCGCAGCAGAAGUCGCCCCGCAGCCAACUAGCACCCUCUGACGGACUGAAGUCUUUCAGCUAAAAACAGCCGACGCAGGACUCAGUAAAAUGUCGUCUGCUCCUUUGCCACAACCGCACAGCGGGCACCCGCACGCUCAUGCUAUCGGGGCGAGUGGUCUGGCCGCCCUUCUAGCGGCGGACCGUGUGGUGAGUCACUUUGGGCAUCUAGCGCAGUUGCCCCUACCCUUGACGGGCCUGCCAACCCUGAAGAGUGGCGAGGCGCUGAACAGAUUGGCGGCCGGUCCCCACAGCGCUCACGGCGCACACGACGGCGGCUCACAUCUCGACUCUAUCUGGCUGCAGUUCGCAAAGAAGGCGGCCGAGCACAAUCAUGAGCUGAACGCCCAACGUUACCGUGACCACCAGCUGCAACAGCGUGAACACCUGGAUAAACAGCUUGAACAGCUCGAACAGCAACUUGAGAACAACACUAACAACAACAGCAACAGCUUCGAGAGGGCCCGGGACUUUUCGACCUCUAGCCCCCUUCCGCUGUCGCUUGUUCAGCCGACGAAGGGCAAACGCGAUUUGCACUUAUCAAACAACAACAAUAACAACAGUGGUAACAACAGCAGUGCCACAGUUAAAUCUUCAUCCGCGUCGACAUCAGCACUGAGCACUUCGUCAUCCGGAGGUAGCUGUGGCGGGGCCUCCUCAGCUAGUGCCCCUGGUGCAAGCACGACGACAGCAAGUUCAUUGUCACCAUCAGCAGCCUUACCUUCGGUGACCACGCCGCUGUCGCUGUCGACGUCCACAAACUCAAACUGCUCAACAGCACCCAGUACAGCCGUGCAGACCAGUGUACAUUCACCACCGACCAGCAACAUGGGCAAGGCCCAGAAUGCUGGCGGUGCAGACGGAACCCCGAAACGCCGAGGUCGCGGCAAAGAACGCCAAUGGACUUUAAUCUGUUACUAUGACAACGAUGCUGAAGCCAAGGGAUUUGUGGCUGCCGAACGUACCUGGGUGAUGCAGAAGAAAACGCAGGUUCAAGAAGGAACCAAAGUGUACUACGAGUGCUCGAAAUACCGCUCCGCCCGCUGUCCAGCAGCUGUGUCUCUACUAUACCAUGCGAAUAGUGACAAAGUGUCUGUGUUUCGAGCGUCUGGUGACCACAAUCAUGCCCCGGUAGAGAAGGGGGUUCGGUCGAAAACGGCGCCUGUUGAACGCUUGGAUUGCUGCCAGAGCGUCGGUAGUGCUGUGGGUGCGGGAGUUAAUAGUGGAGCUGUCGUGCACUCUGGGGAUCAACAACAUAACAGGGAAAAUGCGAUGCCGGUAUUAACGCCACACCAUGCGCCGACCGAGGAAUAUAGAGGAGGUGAGGCGGCUCCCACACUUCUACGUCCUGUCGCUACUUAUCCGAAGCAACCUCAACUUCCUCAAGAGCCAAUUCAUCCGCUUAAGCGUUUUAAGAUGCAACAUGCGUCGGGACAGUUUGACUACCUGAUCAGUAAAUUUCCUGGCCCGGAUGCAUCUGACGAUCAGAUCAACAGUCAUGGGACACAUCCGGGCCUCACUCACGGACAUCAACAUACGGGGCAUUUCCAGCAUGCGUUCAAGACGGCCGUAAGUCGAUCCGACUACACUGAACUCUCUGAGACCCAGAUCUCCGACUCGUCACUCCACAUUAAAGAGGAGCCCGGAUUAGCAUCGCCAGGCAUCGAGUCUUCAACCUCGUACGAUUCAACGGGCAGUGAACUGUGCCGAGGCGGUUCACCGAGAUGUUUUAUUCCACAGUGCCCCACGAAUCGGUUGCCCCGACCUGAAACAUCGUCCAGCCAGAAAGCACCCACGUUGGCUAACCUGCUGGGCCAUACGCCAGCGCCACCAUGUAAACUUCCUGAAUUGGUCGGCUUCCCCGAUGACGUUCUCCUUCGUAUGGUCUGGUGUAUGAACGUCAAUCUGAGCAAUCCGGACGGCACCCUCAAGAUGGCAUCGAACGGGGACUUCCUCUGCGAGGCGCACUUCACUAGCGAACGCUUCGACUCAAAAGGAAAACUACGCAAGGACGCUGUACCGACAUUGUUCGGCGAACAGGCACGCAUCCGCGAAGUGUGCAGUGUCCUGCCCGCCGACCACCCUGAUCAGAUGGAUUGUAAGGUGACGACCUCGAAAGAGGUGAAACCUGUCAAGAAGACGAAAUCAUUUCGUUCUCGCGUAAAGAGCGCUAGCCUAGCUAGGAGACUUCGGCUGGCACAGCUAAACAUCGAACGGAUGCGCCUUCGCCGACGCGCCUUCCAGAGCAGGAUAAACCUGCUAAAGAAACUUGUGAGUGAGCACGUCGUUCGUAUCAAGCGACAACAGGACUCCACCUCUUCCUCUAGUAACGACAAGAACACCAAACCCGAUGAUGACGUUAACGAAAACAGUGUUUCCACCGCCAAGGAAGUUACGGCCUGCGAAAGCUGAUAGAUAUUGGGUCUUCUUAAUGGUUAACACAAGCUUCACAAUAUAUACACUGAGUAGCAAGUCUACCACCUUCCGUCCACACCUUUUGAAAUUUUUCCAGUUUGUUGUCAGAAGCUUUGAAGCUCUAUCGUUACUGUUGCGCAGUACCAGCUUAAUGCAUCAUGCGACUGUCUGAGAUGGUAAAUGUAUAUGGUGCACGUAUUGACCACUUUAAACAUAACAAAACGCGUCUAUGAGACAAUUGUGAUUUGAAAGGGCUAUUCGAGUGUGUUUGAUUGCCUGAGGUAAAUAAAGUGCACCUUAAAUACGCCAUAUUAUCAGUAUAUAUAUUCGUGUGAAUGCGAAAUGGUAGCAUACAAAAAUGAUACGGAGCAGAUUAGCAGUGACACUAUACUAAAUGCUCUUGAAAUAGCACUAAUAUAAUAAUUAUAAUAUGGUACUCAAUAAUGUUUAGUAUAAGUACAUAAAUUACUUUGUAAAGAGAAUGUACAAAAUGAACGAAAAUAGAUGACAAGUUGUGGAUUCCUUGAACGAAAAAUUUGGUUGAUUUUCAAAGCGAUCUAUCUCUAGGACAAAGACGCAAAUAUUCUAUCGAACCAAUCAUCAAGGGUACGAAGGAAUCGAGCCCUCCCCCCCCUCUCUCUCUCCCCCCGCCUCACAAUGGAAACAGAAUAAGGCAAAAAAAAAGUAACCCUAACUAACAGUACCACUACGAAUGAAUGAAAAAUUUCAGCGCUUUUGGCGUAUAUUUUAAUCCACUGCGUAAAUUUGAAUAGUUUAAUGACUGACUGUGCCAGCGAGCUACCUGGUAGGUCACUGGUACAUGUAAUAUUAAUUUACAAAAAAAAAAGAACAAUAUAUGUACGAAUGGCUUAAGCUUGGAGGCCAUAAUAUUUAAUAUAGUUUAUAUAACGACAAGUAGAAUAUCGUAUAAAUGCGCUGGCGCAGUUUGUUUGAUAUGGAACAGAUAAAUUAUAUAUUUACCUAAUUCAAAUCGUACACCACGGAGACAGGAGGUCGUGAAACGAUUGGAGAAAUUGAAAAUUAAAAUAACAUUACGUACCGAUGAAUCUCUCGAUGAAUUGUUACUAAGUUUACAUUUACACACAGAGACGUGUUCGCCCCGCCUCCUUAAGAUGUUAGAGUGCCGAUAAACUAACGCAACUAUAUGAUGAUACUACAUGUUUAUACAGCGCUACUAGAGAGUCCACUUGAUCCCGGGUAAAGUAUAGCUAACACUAAAGAAUAAUAUCGAAAAUUUUGUAAUUAAUUCGUUACGCUAGAACAUCAUGAGAGAUUGAUGUAUAGUGUUGUCGGUUAUCUAGCAGUAAAGCCGUCUGCAUAAUUUCAACGUGUGAGCUCUACUCGUCAAAUAAAAGCUGGACUCGGAAGUUUAUUCUUAUUAUAAUUUCGUGUGGUCGGUUUAUGGUGCGCCUCCGUCGUCAAAAGUCGAUGAACUAGUUUAAACAAACCUUGUUUCUUUAUUGCUCGCCAUUUUUGUUUUCCAUUCGACGUUAUCAACGUUUUCACAAUGAAUUCUCUUAACGUAUAUAUAUUUUUUUUUUUUUUUCCAGGUACUAGUUGCUUAGAUACCUAGCUUAUGAAGCGUGCGCAUAUAUCAUGAAAUUGUAACAUAUGCGCACAGGUCCUGUACGCAUGAAAGGAUUUGAGUGAAUUUCAUUUGGCCGUUGGCCUUUUUUAUUCAGUCAUUGACUUAUUUCCGUUUCCUUCAUCCAUUUUUAGUUGCAACAAUGACGCUGCUUUUUAUCUCUGUUCUAUUCAUUUUCCACUAUUUCUUUAUUUUUCAAUGCCUUGCCACUUUCUUUCUUGCUUACGCCCUGCUUAUCUAUAGUAAUUUGUUCAACGAUAGCCCACGGGGCAAUUGCGGUGCCAAAUACCUCUAGUAUUUCUUUGAUUCUUUCAUCCCUUUUCUGCUAUCUAGCUAAACUCUUCAGGACCUUUUUCUGAAUUAUGGCAAAACAGCAAACAGAGAAGUGAAGUAAACCAAUCAAAAGCUGAAAUAUGUUGUGGUUAUACAAUUAUACACUAAUUUCGACUUUUUUUUUCCUCUGUGCAACUGCACACGGCAGCGAAGACCUCCAACGUUUUGUCAUCACGUUUGCAAUAAAGAUCCCUAUUUUUAAACUGUUGAUUGUUAUACCGAUUAUUCUUGCCGAGUACCCGCUGACAGCCACAUUUUUAAGUACUAAAUGCAUCUGAAUUUAAAAAAUAUAUAAAUACCUAUAUUCUGCAUUAUAUAUAAAACAAUAAAAAUAAUAUUAGGUAGAGAAUGGCACUGGUGCUAUAUCCUA
Varroa destructor (honeybee mite) is the source of this 6905-nucleotide messenger RNA. RefSeq lists its product as uncharacterized. Lineage: Eukaryota; Metazoa; Arthropoda; Arachnida; Mesostigmata; Varroidae. The record is from RefSeq and is a predicted model, not a curated record.